AUGUCUUCUGCUACUGUUAUCACCACGGAUUUGAUCUUAUGCCCAACCAAUCUGGAGAAAAUCGUUCGUCGCUGUAUUCCAAAAGAGAUGAUCCCAUUCGACUACAAAUUCACCAAUCUGAGCGCCAUCUCCAAUUUGGGUCUUCUUCGAGCAAUGGGCAAAUCCACACUUGGAAUGUUUCGCUCUACCGAGGAGUUGAUCAUGCUCGUUGCCAAUUUCUUAGGCGUUCCUGGAUGCGCGAACCUUAUGGAUUUCGACUUGAAUGGCUUGUACACUACCAUCCCAAGAAUGCACACGAGUCUCAAAGGAAUUGACUUCGUCUACAAAAUCGAUCUUCUGGCAUUUGCUUCACUUGUCGUCCCAUGUCCAUUCACAAAUUGGCAACGAAACAUGGUCCUAUCGGCGAUCAAAGGAUGUCAGAGAUUUUUGGAGUCGAAAUGGAAGUCGGAGAUUCAUUCUCACUGCGAAAUGGUUCAAUCACCGAAGGAUUGUCUCGAGUGGCUUUCCGGGCAAUUGGCUGGAGUUUCGGAUAACUAUUUGACCAAGGCUGAAAGUCUAAUGAAAAAUUUCAAGCCCUGCUCAGCUGUUCUGCAACCUCAUGAUUUGAAUGUGUAUUGGACGGAAAUGCUAAAAUUUGACGGGAAAGGAGCAUCGGUGGUUUACGAAAUCUUAAGAACAUACAAUGAGAGGCAUCCAAUCACGGAAAACAAGGAUGACUACAUCAAGAUGCUGUCGUGGAUUGGAAUCGUUGCCAGAGUGUUGGAAGACUUUAUGACCAACUCUAUUCCAUCGAACACCAAAGCGACGGUCAGAUUAUUUUCCGCUGGCAAGAAUAACUUUGUGAUGGCUCACGAAUUCCUUCAAUCUCUCAAGAACAAGAAUUUCGAUGUGUCAGGAUUCGAGGAGGAAGUUCUAGGUAUGCCAAAGCUGUCGACACUGGAAUUCCGUGAAGUCGCAAAAAAAGUGAAUAUUCAGGAUAUGAAGAAUAUCGAGUUCAUUCGAAUCACGCAGCCAGAAACAAAGCUCCAAGCCACUCCAAUUCCAUCUCCAAAUGGUGAUUAUUGUGUUCGUGCCAUCGAUGCCUUCCAUGAAUUAUUAAACGAUAUGAUUGUGGCAAAGAAAGUGUUCCAAACUAUCGAGAAGGAUCAAUUCAAGCACGUCGAAACAUUUUUCGAUUCAGUGAAAGAGUAUUUCUGUUCGAACCAAGGAGUCUACUUCAUCAGUCUGGAAGACUUAAAUCUGAUCAAAUCGAUGUGGGAAGAAUGCUACGAAUUCAAGUUGAAGACUUCAAAACAAGCAAAGAAUAUCCGAAAUGUCAGAAAAGGAAACUCAGAAUUGGACGAAUUGAGAAAGGUGUACCUUAAAUUGGAAAAGUGCCUCCCAAACAUGAAGGCCAUCGCCGGAGGAGAAUAUUUGAACAACGCUACGAUUUUCCAGUGGCAAAUAACCGCCCUCAGUGAUGAGAUUACUUAUAUUACUGAUUUCCUGCACAGCCAAAAGGUGUGUACCAAAUGGAUUCCCAACAGUCCAUGCUGUGGAGAAGGUGCGGAACUUAUGGAGAUGGUCAAGAAAGCAUACGCUGAAUUUCAAGCUGAGGAAGAUGCAAAAGAGGCAGCCAAAUCAGCUAAAGGGGAGAAAAAGAAUGACGAAGUCGCCAUGGAAGUUCCACAGAAAAAGAAGAGAUCAAAGAGAGUGAAGACGACUAAGGAACCGACACUCCCUCUGCCUACAUCCGAACUCACUUCAACUGCAUCUGAAUCCUCUUCUGAUCCAGGGUCCGAAAUUCCAGAAGCGAAGGAAUCCCAAGCUUGUCCCAAGUGCUCUCGUGCCAGCCAUUUCGCUGAUUUGGCAAAUGAGAAGCUCAGAUUGUCUAAAGUCGAAUGCAAGCAUCUGAAGAAGGACUUGGCAAAGGCAGAAUUGGAAAUCGAGAUUGUUAAGCAAAAAGGAAUGGACAAAGAUGAGAGAAUCAGAGUGCUAGAGGAACUUCUGAAAUCCAAGGAGGACAUCAUUGAAAGACAAAAUAUGGAUCUUUUUGCGAAGCAAGACACAAUCCUGAAUAUGGAGAUGGAGAUGGAAUCCAAAGAUAGCAUUAUUCGAGAGAAUUCAACUAUCAUUAAGGAUCUUGAAAAGUCUCUCAAGAUGAAGAAAAUCAAUGAACUGGAGGCACAACAAUCAUCAGAUUUAAGAACCCUGGAACCAACUAGAAGUGACGAGGAGACUGAGAAAGUCAGAGAUGUGCUCUUUAAACUUCUCGAGAUCCAAGGAACUCUUAAAAGUGGAAAUCCAGUUGGUAAAUGCAGAGAACUUGCUCAAAGAAUUUGUAUGAAGGCUCACAACAAGCAAAUCGAAGAUGCCACGAGAAUUGAAGCCAUUAGAUUUUGCGAGGAGGCUAAAGUCUACACUCAAGCAGUCAACACCCAGCUAGAGAUGAUCCGUGGAAGCCGACUAGUCAAACCAGAAGAGAUUCCAGAACUUCCCAACUUCCCAGCUCUAUCCCAAAGAUUCCUGAACGCCUAUGAGAACAUCUUCCAUUCAGAAGCUCCAAAAAUCUGUGAAUCGCUACUGAAGACUCCAGCAGUGAGACCAGGAGAGCUUGCCGACACCGACUGCUUGAUCGCCAUUGAGGAAAUGGAUUCGGAGGAAGGAACCAUCAAAUGCGAGUGCUGCAAAAGAAGAUACCACGUGGAAUGUGCUCAGGAAUGGUUCACAACAAAGAGGACGUGUCCUGCAUGCAGUUCGCCACUUUUGGUUCAAUCCGAGUUUCCAUCACUGGCCUAA
Messenger RNA from Caenorhabditis briggsae, 2778 nucleotides. Gene Ontology annotation, biological process: innate immune response. The record is from RefSeq and is a predicted model, not a curated record. Gene Ontology annotation, cellular component: membrane raft. NCBI's taxonomy places the organism in Eukaryota, Metazoa, Nematoda, Chromadorea, Rhabditida, Rhabditidae. The transcript has 3 exons. Bases 1 to 2778 code for a protein of 925 amino acids.